AUGGCCUCUCGGUGGCCAGGCGUGGGGGCCGCCAUUCGCAGGAGAUCUCUGCAGGACCAGGAGCAGCUGGAGGAGAGCGAGGUGCUGCAGCCAGCAGUUGGCCCCCUGGAGCCCUCCAGGGGGGCACUGGGCUCCCUCUGCAGACAGUUCCAGAGGAGGCUGCCCCUGCGAGCUGUCAGCCUCAAUCUGGGGGCAGGCCCCUCCUGGAAACGCCUAGAAGCCCCAGAGCCGGGGCAGCAGGGCCUCCAGGCUGCAGCGCGCUCAGCGAAGAACGCCUUGGGUGCCGUGUCCCAGAGAAUCCAGGAGUCCUGCCAAAGUGGCACCAAGUGGCUGGUGGGAACCCAGGUGAAAGCCAGGAGGAGGAAGAGAGAGACGCAGAAGGGCAGCAGCCCCCCAGGCCGCAGCCUGAGCCAGAGGAGCACCCGGCUGUCUGGGCCCAGCCCUGGCCGCUCAGCUCCGGGCCCCUGGGAAAGGGAGCAUCACCGCCUCCCCACCCAGAGGGGCCCCUGUGCCCACCCACUGCGCAGGGCCAGGAGGGAGGCCGCCUUCCGGAGCCCCUACUCCUCUACAGAGCCCCUCUGCUCCCCCAGUGAGUCCGACAGUGACCUGGAGCCUGUGGGGGCAGGAAUCCAGCAUCUCCAGAAGCUGUCCCAAGAGCUGGAUGCGGCCAUUGUGGCUGGGGAGAGCGGUGACGUGACCUUUUCUUUCAUUCGUGACUGA
Molecule: messenger RNA, 720 nt
Organism: Pteronotus mesoamericanus
Lineage: Eukaryota; Metazoa; Chordata; Mammalia; Chiroptera; Mormoopidae
Gene: PIMREG
Product: PICALM interacting mitotic regulator
Exons: 4
Coding region: 1-720 (239 amino acids)
Source: RefSeq, a predicted model, not a curated record